Messenger RNA from Tachyglossus aculeatus (Australian echidna), 1992 nucleotides. It is a transcript of the gene FBXO22, whose product is annotated as F-box protein 22. The transcript has 7 exons. Gene Ontology annotation, molecular function: protein binding. The record is from RefSeq and is a predicted model, not a curated record. Gene Ontology annotation, biological process: regulation of skeletal muscle fiber development; positive regulation of proteasomal ubiquitin-dependent protein catabolic process; protein polyubiquitination. NCBI's taxonomy places the organism in Eukaryota, Metazoa, Chordata, Mammalia, Monotremata, Tachyglossidae. Bases 1 to 1212 code for a protein of 403 amino acids.
AUGGAGCCCGUGGAUGGCGGCGGCGGCGGCGGCGACCCGUCCAUCCCUUCCAUGGACCCCCGAAGCGCCUUCGUCCUGAGCAACCUGGCCGAGGUGGUGGAGCGGAUCUUCACCUUCCUGCCCACCAAGGCGCUGCUGCGGGCGGCGGGCGUGUGUCGCCUGUGGCGGGAGUGUGCUCGACGCCUCCUGCGGACCCAGCAGACCAUCGCCUGGGUGGCCACCGCCCAGCCCGCCCACGCCCACGGACACUCCCUGGUCCACGCCUUAGCCCAGGAGCUGGAGAAGGUGCACGUACUGCCACAAACCGUUCUCUAUAUGGCUGAUGCUGAUACUUUCAGUGGACAGGAAGAAGGUCAUGGUCAGAAGAAAGCAAGAAAAAGAAACAGCAAAGAAACAGCAAUUGCACUGGAGAAGUUGUUGCCAAAAAGAUGCCAAGUUCUUGGGAUGGUGACCCCUGGAAUCGUAGUUACUCCAAUGGGGUCAGGUAGCAAUCGACCUCAAGAAGUAGAAGAUGGUGAAGCAGGUUUUGCCAUACUCUUUCCCAAAAUUGAUGGAGUUAAAAUCCAGACCUUUCAUUUUUUUAAGGACCUGAAGAAUAAAGUUUUGCAUGCGAGCAAAUUCACUGAAGCCGGUCUCAAAAAUAAUCCAGACCUUCGUGCUGUCCUUAUAUUUGGCUAUAAUUCCUGGAAGUUGGGAGCAUCUAGAUUUCUUCAUCACAUCGUCACCACUCUCAAUGAAAAAAGCAUCAUCCUUGCUGGCGGCCAAGUGGACAACUUGACUUCACUGACCUCUGAAACUAGCCCUGCAGCUGGCGAGUCCUGUGGUGUGGUGGGACUGUCUUUCAGCGGACCCCAGGUCCAGAGCGCGACCGUGUUGCUCAACCAGGACGUUAACGAUGAGAAGACAGCAGAAGCAGCAAUGCAGCGCCUCAAAGCAGCCAACAUCCCCGAGCACAACACUAUUGGGUUUAUGUGUGCCUGCGUUGGCCGGGGCUUCCGCUAUUACAGAACCAAAAGAAAUAUUGAAGCAGAUGCAUUUAGGAAGUUUUUUCCUAAUAUCCCCCUAUUUGGCUUUUUUGGCAGUGGAGAAAUAGGCUGUGAUCGAAUAGUCACUGGAAACUUUAUAUUGAGGGAGUGUAAUGAGAUCAAGGAUGAUGUACUUCACAGCUAUACUACGGUCAUGACGCUUAUUCAUCUUGGCUCAGCCAAGUGAAGACACAUUUAGAAAUUUUUUUUUUUAAGAUAAGUCAUUUAAAACACAUGACUGCCUUUUCAGCAGACAGCUGUGGAACAUGUACAUUUAAAAAGAAAGCACCUUCAAAAAUAUGUCACUUUUGUAGACUGAUAUAAAGUUAUGUCCUUAGGAAAGCUUUGCUUUUAGCGUACGCUGUAUGAAAGUUAUAAAUGUCUUGAAUGAAAUCUCUUAAAGUUGAAAUUAGGAAUGAGCCAUGGGUAGCAUUAAAAAUCAGGCAUAUCUAGUGCAGUUGGUAGAGUGCCUCUGAUGCUUAUUGAAACAGACUAUGUAAUUGAGGCGAACUCUUGAAAGGUUAGAAAUAUACAUAAAACUGGUGAUGUGCGCUCUGUCUCCCAUGGGAGAGAUAUGGUUGAUUAUUGAGAACUGAGGCCCCAAGUUAAUUUUGGUGACCUAUUUUUAUUGUCAGGAUCGAAAAACCUAUGGUCAGAAGUCGACAGUUGUUUUUAGCAACAAUACAAUAUAUUCAUAACUUAUUUCUUGAGGAGAAUCAAUAUUUUUUUUUCAGAGGCUUAAGCUAUUGCAGCUGAGAAGGGACAAUAGCCUUCCACUCUUCCCAAAGUAGAAUGAAUGGAGUCACACCUUUGCUACUGAAACUGCAGAAAGGUUAGAAUGAAGAAAUGUCCACUAUGUACUGAAAGUGUUUGGUCACACAAAUAAAUGGGCAUUUUGGGAUUAUUCAAGGAAUAGACAACGAUAUUACUCUUUCAUUUAUUAAUAAAGGAAUGCCACAAAGUUGUC